Messenger RNA from Aphanomyces invadans, 608 nucleotides. RefSeq lists its product as hypothetical. The record is from RefSeq and is a predicted model, not a curated record. The transcript has a single exon. Bases 99 to 518 code for a protein of 139 amino acids. Lineage: Eukaryota; Oomycota; Saprolegniomycetes; Saprolegniales; Verrucalvaceae. Gene Ontology annotation, biological process: positive regulation of transcription by RNA polymerase II. Gene Ontology annotation, molecular function: transcription factor binding.
UUCCGCUCAAAGGAUGGAACGAUCGCGAUGCGUGGGCGACACCAUCCCACUCGGCAAAGCGCCGUGCCGUCACUUGACGCGUGGCGACAUCCUACCUCAUGGCACAGUCUCUUCCCGUGCGAAUAUGCAUGGACACGUCGCUAGCCUGCGACCUGUACCUCUAUAACGACUACGACGACCUCGACGAAUUCGAGCUCGACGUGAUAGCCCAGUUGAGUGCUGCCAAGAUGCCGUUGACCCUCCCCGCAGACCCUCCACUUGUGCUCGACCAAGUCGCGGCCCGUCACGCAAAUCCAUGUACACAACCGGCAGUCCAAGUGGUACCCAUCGACAUGGGUCGUCGGAUUCAACUCGAGUGUGCGGUAUGUCUGGAUGCUGUGCAAGUGCCAACAGCUACCACGUGCGGCCAUAUUUAUUGUCGAACUUGCAUCGUCGAGUCCCUCCACGUGCGAAAAAAGUGUCCCAUGUGCAUGACCAAGCUCACGUUUCGCAACAUUCACCCGCUUUACUUCAAUUGAAUUGUUUCGUUUGGCGUUUACAUCGCUUGGUUGCCCACUCGGUAGGAACCAUCAAAAUCCAAAUGAAGUAGCAAGUCCUGCAGCACAGGC